UUGUUUCGUCAUCUCGCUUUUCUUUUCCUCUUUGUACCAUACAAGCCUUCAUAGAAAUCCCUCGACACUUCUCGGAUCUCCAUAGCAUCCCCCCACCCUCUCGAUCUUCCGCAAAUAGACAAUAGACAAGACCACCACCUUUCUCAGCUCGAACUUUAACGGCGCCACAGCGAUGAUCAGCUUAUCGCUACAGUCCACCAUCCUCCUUCUCACCGCCCAACUAUUCUCUCCCAUACCCCUCGCCUCUGCUUCACCCAGUACGGAUCACGCCUCUGCAAAUGUGGUGAUAUCAGAGAGAUCCUCUGGGGCGGAGCCACACGACAUCAUAGGGUCGGCGGCGAGCCUACGGAAGCGAGCCAGUGGAUAUAACGACCCCAGGACCGAGGGAGGAUACAUGCUCACCAUUGUCAACGGAACAUACCCAGCCGGCCUGGGGGAACCGCUUAAUGUCAUCCUCUCCGGUGACUCGGACGAUGCAGUGCUCGAAAAAAGCACCGACAACGGAGGGUUCUUGAAUUACAUGCUAGCCUCGGGUUUGGGUGAAGAAUGUCUUGGCCAACACUUGGGCUCAGACCAAGAAGCAAACCUCGGUGACGGCCAAGGCAAUGUGACCGAAGUCGAAGAGUUGAGGUACAACUACGGAGAUCCAUACAUCGGAACUUGCCAAGAGACUUUCAAGGGUGGUCUGCAUCUGAGAUAUUGGAUUCAGAACACCACUGGAGCGUACUUUAUGGCUGUCAGCGUGGAGCAGAGUCUUUCUUCGGGACACGAUAUCAUUGCCGACGGCUAUAACAUCGGCCGAGAUGAGCUUGUCGGCAACAUGACUGGGCAGACUAUUGACACUCGAGGUCUGACCAAUGGCUCGACUGUCAGCGGAUCGGCGACCUACAACAAUUACACAUAUCAGACCGAUGUCGAAUAUGUCCCCGGAUUACUAUCCAACUCUAGUGACGACAUCAACCACUACCUAACUGUAGAGGAAGACGGGUACCCCGCUAUUGAUGGACUGGUGGCGGUUUUGACCGUCAAGAUCACUGACAAGCCCAGCUCAUUCGCUCUGCCCGCUUUGGCGUCAUAUCCCGCUUUAUCGUUGAUGCCCUUGCUCAUCUGUUCCCUUGUCACUUUGAUUUGAGUUUUCUUUUCUUUUCAAGUCGUGAUGGCUUAUACCCCCUGUCCAUUCUAUCUCAAACCGCGGCUACCUAUCGCGUGACCAUUUAUCAUAUGUCUUCAUCCAAUUCUAGCGAAGACCAGUAUCUUUAUUGUAGCCUUGCCCCUGCUUAUACUCACGAUAUCCCCUUUGGACUCUUUUUGUCAGUUCUUUUUUCGGAUUUUCUUCUUGUCAUAUAUACCCAAUUAGAUUAGAUACAAGAUUCUUCCUGGCGUGUCACUAUAGAAUUUAAAACAGCGCAUAGACGGCGAUUGGUGGAUGUAUGUAAAGGAAGUUGAAAGCCCUGAAAUGGUUCCGUUUGGUUCGGCACCUGCCGCCCUCAGCGCGACGAUGCGUCUAUUUGGCGUCUAUCGACUGUCCGUCCUUGGCCUCUG
Molecule: messenger RNA, 1542 nt
Organism: Cryptococcus amylolentus CBS 6039
Lineage: Eukaryota; Fungi; Basidiomycota; Tremellomycetes; Tremellales; Cryptococcaceae
Exons: 7
Coding region: 173-1132 (319 amino acids)
Source: RefSeq, a predicted model, not a curated record